AUGCCUGCUUUAAUAGGAGGUUUUGGUAAUUUUUUAUUACCUUUAUUAGUAGGUGGACCUGACAUGGCAUUCCCUAGAUUAAAUAAUAUAAGUUUUUGAUUAUUACCUCCUAGCUUAAUAUUAUUAAUAUUUUCAGCAUGUAUAGAAGGUGGAGCAGGUACAGGUUGAACUAUCUACCCUCCAUUAUCUGGAAUACAAAGUCAUAGUGGUCCUAGUGUGGAUUUAGCUAUAUUUGCUCUUCAUUUAUCAGGGGUAAGUAGUUUAUUAGGUGCAAUUAACUUUAUAACUACAGUAAUUAAUAUGAGAACACCAGGUAUAAAAUUACAUAAAUUAUCUUUAUUUGGAUGAGCUGUUGUUAUAACAGCAGUUUUAUUAUUAUUAUCUUUACCUGUUUUAGCUGGUGGUAUUACUAUGGUUUUAACAGAUAGAAAUUUUAAUACUUCUUUCUUUGAAACAGCCGGAGGUGGUGAUCCUAUUUUAUUCCAACAUCUUUUCUGAUUUUUUGGUCACCCAGAGGUUAAAUUUGUAAGCCUCUUAAUAUCGCUAUAUGCUGGAAAAGCUUCGCUAUCUAGUUUUAAAUACUCCCUCUUAAUUGAUAUAGUAAAAAAGUUAAAACAAUGAAGUCAAUCAGCAGGUAACAUUCUUAAAUUUAAAAAUGAAACCUCAGAGACUAUACGCGAUAAUACUGAAAAUAUAAAAAAUAUAUCUAUUCAUGUUCCUGUACACUUAAAACCAUUAAAUGAUCAACAAUUUGGGCAUUAUUUAGCAGGUUUAAUAGAUGGAGAUGGACAUUUUAAUUCUAAACAACAAUUAGUAAUUGUAUUUAAUUCUCCAGAUAUUAAAUUAGCUUAUUAUAUUAAAGAAAUAAUAGGGUUUGGUCAUGUAAAUAAAGUUAAAAAUAAAAAUGCUUAUUUAUAUAUUAUAUCUAAUAAAGAAGGUAUAAUUAAAACAAUAAAUUUAAUUAACGGUAAAUUAAGAACUAUUAGUAAAUUUAAUCAAGUUAUUAAUAAUAUUUUAUCUAAUCCUAAAUAUUCAGAAGAAAAAUUAGAAUUUAAAAUUAAUGAUUCUAAUGAUUUUGAUAAUCACUGAAUAGCAGGAUUUUCUGAUGCAGAUGCUAGUUUUCAAAUUAAAAUUAUUAAUAGAGAUAAUAAACUUAAAUCUGAAAUUAGGUUGAACUUUCAAAUAGAUCAAAAAAAUAAUAAUAUAUUACUAUUAAUUAAAGAUCUAUUUGGUGGGAAUAUAGGUUAUCGUAAAAGUCAAGAUACUUAUUAUUACGGGUCAACUAGUUUCGGUUCAGCUAAAAAAGUAGUAAAUUAUUUUGAUAGAUUUCAUUUACAAUCUAGUAAACAUAUUAAUUAUUUAAAAUGAAGAAAAGCAUAUAUAAUAAUACAAAAUAAAGAUCAUUUAACAGAAACAGGAAUAGAAAAAAUAAAAAAAUUUAAAAAUUCAAUUAAUAGAUAUUCAGUAUAA
Molecule: messenger RNA, 1470 nt
Organism: Sporothrix brasiliensis 5110
Lineage: Eukaryota; Fungi; Ascomycota; Sordariomycetes; Ophiostomatales; Ophiostomataceae
Product: LAGLIDADG endonuclease
Exons: 1
Biological process (GO): electron transport coupled proton transport; mitochondrial electron transport, cytochrome c to oxygen
Cellular component (GO): membrane
Molecular function (GO): heme binding; cytochrome-c oxidase activity; endonuclease activity
Source: RefSeq, a predicted model, not a curated record